GACAUUUGACAGGUUGACAGCAUGUAGUUGCAUUCUCUUUUUUUUUCAUUUUAAAAAUUUCAUCAAAUACCAUACCUAGCUUUUACUUUUUUCAACAAAGAAUACUUACAAGUCUUACGUUAUUACCUAUCCCAUUGUUAUUUAAGUUAAUUUUAACGAUUUAAAAUGCAUUUGAUCGUAAUAAGCAAUAACAUUCAAGUCUAUUCAUUCGACUGGAAAUGAUCAUGUAUUUAGUAGAAAGGGUAAUAAAUUAGUCAUCAAUGGUUGGAUCCCAGAUUUAAAACGCUAAAAAAUGGCAAAAUGUCCAGAGGAAGUGGUUUUGGAAGGCUGGCUGACUAAGUCACCCCCAACAAAAAGAAUCUGGAGAGCAAGGUGGAGAAGAAGAUGGUUUCUGUUGACCCAUUCGGGUGAUAUACCUGGACAAUACGUGUUGACCUAUUAUACAGAUAGAAAUAGAAGAAAAUUAAAAGGUUUAAUUGAUUUGGAUCGUUGUGAUCAGGUUGAUUUAGGUCUAAAGCUUGAAGAGAGAAACCUAAAAUUUGAUCAUGUGUUUGACAUAAAGACUCCCAAUCGUACUUACUAUUUAGCGGCCGACACAGAGGAAGAAAUGAAGUCCUGGGUCACUUGUAUAUGUAGAGUGUGUGGAUUAAAGUCGACCAACGAGGAUGAAAAUGUAUCUGUGCCCAUAAACACUCCGGACAUCGAAAUUACCGAGGAGAACGUGGAUUCUUCUCUCGCGCAACACGAGUUCGAAAAUACCCCACCCACAUCACCAACCACUAGUCCUUACAUUCCAAUAUCGGAAUGUAUUACUGGAAAGUCACCGAUUUUCGAUCCAAAAGACUUUCGAACUCUCUUGGAAUACAACUGUAGAAAUAGUAACCGGUUGUCGUCACGCGUGAACGACACAUACGAAUUUCACAGUCCUAAUAAUUAUAUCAAUUACUCGAACGAACCAGAUAGGAACUACGUUAACGAUAUUCCCGAUCCGAGGUUCUACGAUUGCCCCAGGCAGUUGGUGCCCCCCAAAAACAAACACUCGGACGAACAGCUCAAUCAUUCGCCGUUAAGAAGUCCCACCGAUUCGGAUAGUGUUUUUAACGAAGAAGAAUGGGUUCCACCGGGAAACGAAAAAGAUACAUUAAGAAAAUCUCGACCAUCGGAUAGCUCUGUGGACUUUGAACCGACUCCAACACAGAAAUUUACGAAAGUACUUGAUAAUAAUAGAGCAGUUGUACCGCCUCCUAGACCGCCUAAACCGGCCCACAUAACUCCGCCUCCAUGUUACUUAAAUUUAACGUCGACUCCUACAAAACUUAACAAGGAGACCGAUGAUAAACCUAAUCUUAGUGGACAAAAUUUAACCGACGACAUGUACGAUUUUCCUCGAUCUCACAACGUGGAAGCGGAACAUUUUAAGAGCACCCUUCCAAGAAAGCACUGUUAUAAUAACGCCGCUCCCGUAGCUUGUCCCGAAGGCACCGUAUUUAAAUAUGAUAUGUCACCUAAACCCAGCACAAGUUCUGUCACUUCUGUAUUUAGGUACGACCUCGAAGCGACACAAAAUGUGGAACCCUCUUCUCCAGCACAUUCGCAUUGUUCUUCCACACCAGCCUAUUCAAAUCUGCCGAGUCCUUUAUUGGUUGAGGCUCAAUUAAUGCCUCCUCCUGUUGUUAAUAGGGAGUUGAAACCGAGAAGAAAAUUAUCGGAUGCCCAUUCCAGUUGUUCUAAUACCGAACCGCCAUCGCCUAAGACUGCAGGACCUACCGUGGACAGGAAACUGAAACCUCCAACACCCUUACAGGAGGCCAGUAUGCGAAAAUCUUUCCAAAUGAUUGACGACGAUGGAACGAGAAAAAUUAGGGCUGCGCCCAGUCCUACGCCACCUAGUUUAAGCGGCGAGAACUUAUACGAAAACCAAGCGGACGUGUACCAUUAUAUGAGCGGGAAAAUGCAGUAUUUGGACCUAGAUCUUGAAGGUUCGUCAACCUCGACAAAAUCAUCGUUACCAAAAACAGUUGAAAGUGAUACCGUCUACAAGAAAGUCGACUUUGCAAAAACUGAAGCAUUUAAUCUUACCAGAAAUAACUUAGAGAAGGAACGGCAGGAACCGGUAACUACAUUUAUCAAGAAAUAAAGUAUUUUUACAUAUAGGUAUAUUAUCUAAAUAACGAUUUGAAAUGUAAGUUCUUUUACUCUGCAUUCUACAGUUUUACGAGUUCGAGGGAUAUUAGAAAUUAUGUGGACGUUUCAAGGGUUUUUCAUAUUGCAAUUGGUCCGAUUUUGAUCUAAUUUGUUUGAUAUAGUAGGAAUCACGAGAGUUUUUGAGUAUUUUGACGUUUGACAUCGGUAAGGUAUAGCGUCUUCCUUCAAUUCCAUAAUUAUUGAACCAGUCCUGAUACAUAUGUAGCUUAAUUUUGUUGUUCAACUUAACUUGUACAAUCACUGAGGCCUUUUACAUAAUCAUAAUAUUUUAAAUAUUGUAGCUUUAGGAAAUAUCAUCUAUUGCAUUGUCGCAGCUCAUUCAACACCCAGCUAGAUAUAGCCUAAGAGCUGACGACAUAUUUAGAGAACAUAUUUUAGGCAAGCUAGAAUAACUAAAAAUGUAUAGUUUAUUAAC
Molecule: messenger RNA, 2620 nt
Organism: Sitophilus oryzae (rice weevil)
Lineage: Eukaryota; Metazoa; Arthropoda; Insecta; Coleoptera; Curculionidae
Gene: dos
Product: GRB2-associated-binding protein 1
Exons: 11
Coding region: 293-2137 (614 amino acids)
Source: RefSeq, a predicted model, not a curated record